Molecule: messenger RNA, 315 nt
Organism: Necator americanus (New World hookworm)
Lineage: Eukaryota; Metazoa; Nematoda; Chromadorea; Rhabditida; Ancylostomatidae
Exons: 1
Coding region: 1-315 (104 amino acids)
Source: RefSeq, a predicted model, not a curated record
AUGACUACUAUAGAAAAGGAAAAAGAAGAAAGGAAAGAAAACGAAAAAAAGGAAGAAAAACAACACACAUUCUUCCCGGAUGAGUAUAACACCACAUGCUGGAUGGAUCCAGCCAUGGCCACUGACCGAGAAAAUGAGGAAAUAUCGAACAGUGGUCAAAUGGACACCAGUGAAGAUCUACCCGAAGGAAUUCAUAAACGAAAACUUCAAAGGAGGUUAUUAUUCGAACUAACAGAUCUACAGUAUGAAGCCACAGUAAUAUGGGAAUCUUCUUCCGAUAGCAUGAGGCGCUUAAAAGGUCCCGUAAUCGAGUAG